Molecule: messenger RNA, 5253 nt
Organism: Synchiropus splendidus (mandarinfish)
Lineage: Eukaryota; Metazoa; Chordata; Actinopteri; Syngnathiformes; Callionymidae
Gene: adpgk
Product: ADP-dependent glucokinase
Exons: 9
Coding region: 2386-3870 (494 amino acids)
Biological process (GO): glucose metabolic process
Cellular component (GO): endoplasmic reticulum
Molecular function (GO): ADP-specific glucokinase activity
Source: RefSeq, a predicted model, not a curated record
GAUUCUAAAGCUCUGACUUGAGAUCACAGGAUAAUCGCUGCAGCUAAAGCGAGUGCUGGUCAGAUUAACUGCAGAAAAGAGCAGCUAAAUAUACCUGCGCUAGUGAGCUAGCAGCAAGCUAGCAAGAACUGAAAAGAGUAACUGAGCUUUGUGAUACAUUACUUUGAAAGCACAUACUAUUUUCGACUUUGCCAGUGACAUAUCCGCCAACGUUCGAGAAAACAAUCAAGUGUCUGUAUUUCUCAUUCAAUGAUGGUGUAUUGAAACUAAUUAAUAGCUCGUAAAAAAUAAAAUACAUGUGGCAAAUAGUAAAACACGGAAUAUUCUCUUAUGUUUGUGUCAUCUACUCGUCAUUUACAUCUCUGAAAAAUGCUCAGAACUUUUUGACCAGUGCAUAUCAAAGGUUUGAGGUAUUUGUUUAUUGUCCAGAGCAGAGAUCACCAGAGGCCAAGGUAGUCCACUCUAGGUGUAAAGUCUGUGGGUUUUUUUUCUAAAUAGAAAACAUUUGAUCACGAAUCAAUGUCAUGUUUCAAUGGCUUUGAUGCGUGUAUAUUGACUUUAUCAUGCAUCAGCAAAUGUGUCUGAUAAUUUGGAGCCCUUCAUCUAAAAUAAAGCUAAAGAUCAUUUUGAGAUUUGAGUCGGCUAGUCAUGCCAUUGCGAUUAUCAUGUUGGGAAUAGAACAUGAAUGUGUACAAAUAACAAUGAAAGUGAAUUGUUGUGAACAUAAAUGGUGUUUUGAAACUUGAAUUUUUAAUUGAAUUUUAAUGGCUCAUAAUUCGGUGUGAAAGUUAUGUGUCCCCAGUGAGUUGCAAAGGUCACACAGCCUCAGCCAGUUCUCAUUUUAAAGCAGCUUGUGCUCAGAGAAUGAUGACGUCACUGCUAGCUGACUAAUGUCGACUUGUCAUUGCAGUCAGUAAUAAAAUAAAUAAGUGAAUAAAAGGACAUUUUUUCUGCAAUUACCAGGUCUCUGAUUUGUGUGGGUCCAGCUGCGAUUAGCUGAACCCACGGUUAGCCUGAUGCAAUGGCUGGGCUGAAAAGAAUAGACAUGCUUAAGCAAUUGGGGUAUGGCAUCACCAGGGCUUGAGUUUCUCCGCUGGUUGUGUGAGUGUUGGAGACCACAUUAGUGCAACAGCCCCUCUCCCCUAGAGUUUAUGAAGAAUGUAGCACUUCAUAGUUGCUGCAACAGUGAAUUGGACUGUGUGUUUUAAAGACAGUGUAUUCUUAAAGUUUCCUGCUGAUCCAGUUUACAAAAUAUAAUAUGAUUUGCAAUCACCAUCAACAUAUUCUGGACGCCAAUGAAGAAAAAAAAAUCUUUGUUGAUGAUCCUAAUUGACUACACAGUGGCUCUUCUGAUGAGACCGUCUGGCUGUGAUGAGCGAGAGCUGGAUCAUUGAAUGCUUGUCCAAAAACCGUCUAACUUCAAAACUGGAUGGAUCAGACAUUUGAAGAUUCCACGACCGCACUUUUGAUUCUGCAGCCCCUCACGCUGAGUCAGACCAUAUACUCUUAAUUUAAAUGAUAGAUUUCUAUCUAUUUCUAUCUAUCUAUCUAGGUAACCUCAUAUCUUCUAUAGCUGUACCUGCUGUGUUCCCCAGGAAGCAUGACAGUGGUUUGGGUUACAGCAGGUGCGUCCAAAGCAGUCCUCAUAGGGCCCCACAAAUCUUCACUAAUCAGGUAUCUGAAGACGGCAGUCAGUUGAUUAUCAUUGUGGUGCUCCUUGUUUCCGCUGAUGCCUGAUUGGCUUAACUGUGUGUGCUUGGCUUGAAACUAAACCCUGCACCACCCGUGAUCCUUUCUGGAACAGUGAGGACAAAACAGAUAUGGUUUUAUUAAAGUUAGGUUUAAAUAAAAUACAUACAUUCAUGAGCAAAUAAUUGCAUUCUCUGGACCAAUUUGCCACUGAUGUCACAAUGUGGCCAAGCAGCUGACCCACUUGGUCCAGUGUUCUUUUCAGUGUGAGCUAUCUGCAUGAAAACAUGCCUGUUUGACUGGUCGACUUAGGUAAUUGUACUGUAUUAUUUUGAAAGCUUACAUGGAGUCUGAAUCCCGUCACGACUUUAAUGCAUCAUUGAUGUUGUCUUCCUUUAGUGCUAAUCCACUGAAUCACUGUGACUAAUAUCAGGGUCUUUGUUUUUUUAUGAUCCAAAGGUGCUAAAUUGUAUUUCAAAGACACAGCAGUGCUUUUGUAUCCAAACUAUUAUUAGCAAUGCCUGCAAAGUUUAUGUUUAUUCUUCAAUCCAGGACAAACAACACAGUUUAAAGAGUAGGCUGUGUCUAGAUGCUGGAUUAAAGCCACUGGUGUUACCAGUUUAGCCGAGCAGCUGGACAGAAGCAUAAACGCAGGACACAAAUGCCAUGUCUGAAGAGUGAGUGUGUCGGCCUGUCAUGUGGACCAAAGCAUCUGUGGCGGCCCUCUUGGCAUUAGCUCUGGGAUACUUGUACAACAGUCCCCAGCUGCAGGUGCAGAUCAUUCAGUAUGUACCAUUGCCACAUUUUCCUUCACAAUCUCAGAGCGCAGAAAGCCUAGAACAGGUCAUCUCAGCUGCCUGGGGGACGCUUAUCACCCUACCGACGCAACAGUGGAGCCGAGUGGCAGUCGGUGUAAAUGCCUGUUUGGACGUGGUUGUCUCUGGAGUGGGACUCUUACAAGCUCUGGCCAUGGACCCCGGUAAUGGACUGGACCAUGCAGUGUUGCACACAAAACAGGAUUUGAAGGAAGCCUUCAUCCACUACAUGCAACGUGGAGCAGCAGCUGAGCGUUUCUUCAGUGACAGCGAGGUCUUUCAGAAGAUUGCACGGGCUGCAAUUGAGUACCCCGGGGCCAAGCUCUAUGUGGGAGGAAAUGCCGCCCUUAUUGGCCAGAAGCUUGCCACUUACCCCGAUCUUGUGGUCCUCCUGUGUGGUCCUGUGGGCCCUAAACUUCAUGAGUUGCUGGAUGAACAAAUCGUUGUCCCUCCUCAUUCCCUGAAUGAGAUUGAUCAGUACCAUCUGAUCCUGGAAUACAAAGCAGGUGAAGAAUGGGGUUCAACUCUGGCGCCUCAAGCCAACCGCUUCAUAUUCUCUCACGAUGUGUCUAACGCCAAGAUGAGCUUGCUUGAGACCUUCGUGGCCAGUUUGGAUGACUUCCAACCAGAUCUGGUCGUCCUUUCUGGACUGCACAUGAUGGAGGGACAAGGUCGAGAGCUGUGGGAGGCGCGACUAAAGGAGGCUGUUGCCUCGAUAUCAGAUAUCCGUAAAGAUGUUCCAAUCCACCUGGAGUUGGCCAGCAUGACGGACAAGGACUUCAUGAACAGCAUCAUGCAAGAGCAGGUCAUGCCUAGAGUCAGAUCCGUCGGUCUGAACGAGCAGGAGCUUCUCUUCCUCUCUCAGGCAAGCAACGGGCCACAUAGUGACCUUACUUCGUGGAGAGGUAUCCCAGAUGUGGGCCAGGUCAGUGACAUCCUUCUCUGGAUUUUGGAAACGUAUGGCCGCAGUGACCCAUCCUCUGAGGCUGACCUCACUCGCAUCCACUUCCACACCCUGGCGUACCAUGUCCUUGCCACGGUGGACAACUACUGGGAGAACCAAGCAGCGGCUGUGAUGGCUGGAGCUCGAGUGGCCAGCAGUCAAGCGUGUGGCCUGAAGGAUGUCGAUGUUAGCAAAGUGGAGCUGAAAGCCCCACUCCAGUUUCAGAGCUCAUACACAGAACCGCACCAGAAGCUGUCAAUCAACCCGAAAGAGCCAGUGACAGUGUGGCAACGCAGAAAUGUCACCUUCCAUCUGACUCCUGUGCUCGUCUGCAAACAACCUCUGCGGACAGUUGGUCUCGGAGAUGCCAUUUCAGCAGAGGGACUGGUUUACUCCCAUUUACUGAGUCAUCAGCCAUUCUGACAUCUGAACUGUGCUUGUACGUUUCUGAACCAGGAUGUGUGUAUGCAUCGUCCUCCGUUAGUUUCACUCCACUGAUAUCAAAGAAAUACCGCAGUGUCCUGAAUCCUGCCUGACACUUAAAGCCCCCCCACCUCUUGGUAUAAGGAAGCAACAACAGGACCAGUAUGGCCUGGGGACUCACCUGAGACUCACCUAUGCAUUGGGCAGAGCUCUAAGCCAUUGUUCCAAAGAGUUUGUCUGACUUGUUUAUGUCCAGCCUACUGUGCCUUUAAAGAAUUUGUAUUUUAUUCCCAUGUGAGACAAACUACUUCUUAUCAUGAGUGCCCUCUCUUGAGCAACGCACACUGCCCACAUGUUACACUCGUUUGUUCUGUUUUGUUCUCACUAAAAAGAAUAAGUGGGGGAAAACAAUCAACAAUAUUCUUUUCUUGGAAAGUAAGUCUUAAUUGUCUUCCUAGUAAUUGUGGUACAAACAUACAAGCCCAUUCAUUGCAAAGAUAAUUUCCCGGCAUACAUGGGGGCAUGCAAACUUGAAUUGAGUUUUCCUUAUGCAACUCAACUUCACUCUAGUAAUGGAUCGUCAUCAUUAAAAUACUGUCUAAAGAAAGAUGCUCACAAUAAAUGUAGCUUCUUUUAAUUGUUGUUAGUUCUUAGUUAUGGCCCUGUUAUUCUUUGUGAAGCAGAGAGAUUGAUGAAUACUUGGAUAUGGUUUAAGUUUUAAAAGUCCUUUAUGCAACAUAGCCAAGUUAAAAUCAGAAUGGAACGUGAAAAAUGAUAGGUCAAUUUGUCACAUUCUCAAGUGUUGAGCCGUCAAACUACAAUGUUGAUGACAUAAAUCCUUGAUUCACUCCAACAUACAGGGUUAUAGAUGUAGUAUAGAUGGACAGCUUAUGACCCGACAAGUUUACAUCCCAUUCCUUGUGCACACCUUCUUGAAGAACAAUAUUGAUGAAUAUAGUGUGUAAAUUGAUGCUCAACAUUUUCUUGGGUACUGUAUUUGUGGGUUUUCCGUGAUUUUUUUUUUUUUUUUGCAUCUGUUUCGUGGCAUUCAUGUUUAUUUAUAAACAUUAAUAGUGUCCUGUCAUUUUCCUCAUCCUGCUCAAACAUUCAGGUUGCAAACAUGUAAAAUAGUUUGUUUACCUCAUCAGUGCCUGUAACGGCAUGCAAUAAUUGUGUGAAUGCAAACACUUAGAGAGACAGGAUUUUGUCUUUAUUGUGUUUGUAAAAACGGCUGGACAACCUCAGUGGAAUGUAAUAACAACACCCCUCUUAUUUCAUUUGGUUGGAAUGACAAAUGUAUCACUCUUUGGACUUAGCCCUCCUCCCCCGCCACUGCCCUAUUCAGCUAAGAAAUGCAGGGUAAUAAAUUAAUGUCUCCACAUG